AUGGGUGACGUCGCUGUCGAAAACCCAGCAAACCAAGUGGCACCUCACAAGAGGGCCGCACACUCAGCCAUUCCCACCAUUGAUAACUUCGAGGGUGUAUCAAACGAUGGAGGAGACGACUACGCGAACCUCAAGAAGCUCCAGAGGCAACUAGAGUACAUCCAGCUGCAAGAAGAGUAUAUCAAGGAUGAGCAAAGGAGUUUGAAGCGUGAGCUUGUACGAGCUCAAGAAGAGAUCAAGCGGAUUCAGAGCGUGCCAUUAGUUAUAGGACAGUUUAUGGAGGCUAUUGACCAAAACAUCCCAAGUACUGGAAUCGUGCAGUCUAGCACAGGAUCCAACUAUGUUGUCAGAAUCCUCUCUACCCUCGACCGGGAGAAGCUCAAGGCUUCCUCCUCGGUUGCCCUCCAUCGACACUCCAACGCCCUUGUCGAUAUUCUUCCCCCCGAGGCCGACUCCUCCAUUGCUAUGCUUGGCGCCGACGAGAAGCCCGAUGUGACAUACGCCGAUGUCGGUGGUCUGGACAUGCAGAAGCAGGAGAUUCGCGAAGCUGUCGAGCUCCCCUUGACACACUUUGACCUCUACAAGCAGAUCGGUAUCGACCCCCCUCGAGGUGUUCUGCUCUACGGCCCUCCUGGUACCGGCAAGACUAUGUUGGUCAAGGCCGUUGCCAACUCGACCACCGCCAACUUCAUCCGUGUUGUCGGUUCUGAGUUCGUUCAGAAGUAUCUCGGUGAGGGUCCCCGAAUGGUCCGUGAUGUCUUCCGCAUGGCUCGCGAGAACUCUCCCGCCAUUAUCUUCAUCGAUGAAAUCGACGCCAUUGCCACCAAGCGAUUCGACGCCCAGACCGGUGCCGAUCGAGAAGUCCAGCGUAUUCUCCUCGAACUUCUCAACCAGAUGGAUGGUUUCGAUCAGACCGCUAACGUCAAGGUCAUCAUGGCCACCAACCGAGCCGAUACUCUUGACCCUGCUCUUCUCCGACCUGGACGUCUCGACCGAAAGAUCGAAUUCCCCUCUCUGCGAGAUCGCCGUGAACGACGUCUCAUCUUCUCCACCAUCGCCGGCAAGAUGAGUCUGGCUCCCGAAGUCGAUCUCGACUCCCUCAUUGUCCGAAACGACCCUCUGUCCGGUGCUGUCAUCGCUGCGAUCAUGCAGGAGGCUGGUCUCCGUGCUGUCCGUAAGAACCGUUACAACAUCAUUCAGAGUGAUCUUGAGGACGCCUACUCAAGCCAGGUCAAGGGUACCGGCGAAGAGAACAAGUUCGAUUUCUACAAAUAG
Molecule: messenger RNA, 1275 nt
Organism: Fusarium tjaetaba
Lineage: Eukaryota; Fungi; Ascomycota; Sordariomycetes; Hypocreales; Nectriaceae
Product: 26S protease regulatory subunit 6B
Exons: 4
Coding region: 1-1275 (424 amino acids)
Biological process (GO): proteasome-mediated ubiquitin-dependent protein catabolic process
Cellular component (GO): proteasome regulatory particle, base subcomplex
Molecular function (GO): ATP binding; ATP hydrolysis activity; proteasome-activating activity
Source: RefSeq, a predicted model, not a curated record